This is a messenger RNA of Echinostoma caproni, 1653 nucleotides long. The record is from the annotation of a GenBank genome assembly. Lineage: Eukaryota; Metazoa; Platyhelminthes; Trematoda; Plagiorchiida; Echinostomatidae.
AUGUCACAAGAUCGAUUAGUUCAAAGUAUCUCUGAGGCAAAGACCACCAUCGAUCUGUUUCUGGACAACAAAUUCGAAGAGGCCAAAUCACGUGUCAAUGAAUGCGGACAAAUGGGAAUGUACGAACAAUUGGCCCAUUCAACGGUCCUGUUUGUUCAGGCCACAGCAACCAUUGAACAUGAACAUUUGGUAACGGCGACUGAAAGCAUCCGAGCCACGUUGGAUGUGUGCAAUGCCAACAGACGAAAAGCUGCGUUUUCUGAAACCCUAACAAAACAGAUCGGCAAACGUCGGAUAGCAGUGUUCAAGGAUUACACAGAAGUUCAAGCGCACGCGGAGUUGUGCUACGCGGAAGGGCUACUUCAGUUGGCAUUUUUGAGCAUGCUCCAAGAUGAAAAACUCACAAGCUUGAUCCGAUCGUCACUAAAAAUACGACAGUGCUACAAAUGUUAUCGUAUUUGCUGGCGGAUACUGAAACAUCGGGAAUGGAGCGACGGCCUAAGCAAAUCAACUUUUGAGAGUGGAGUCCGUCUUGGUGUGGGUGCUUUUAAUAUGAUGAUUUCUCUCCUUCCCAAACGAGUUCUCAAACUGCUGGAAUUUGUUGGUUUCUCCGGCGAUCGACAAUUCGGUCUUCAACAACUUCGGAUAGGUGCAGCAAUGCGCGAAUCCCUUCGAGCGCCACUCUGUGCACUACUUCUUCUUGUCUAUGAUCUGUAUGCCACACAUAUGCUCGCUUUCGAAAAGCCAGAACAUGUUGUCGAGGCCAAGGCGCUGCUGACCUACUGGCGCAUGAUUUACCCGAAAAGUGCUAUUUUCAUGCUGUUAGCUGGUCGAUGUGAAGCAGUGGCAGGCGAUUUGGAAAAGGCGAUCGAGACGUUUGAGGAGGCCACGAAAUUGCCCUUAGAUUGGCCACAAUAUCAACAUGUCUGUUACUGGGAGCUGAUGUGGUGUUACGCACUGCGUGCAGACUGGAUGAAAGCGGUUCGGUGCGCGGAGAAACUGGUCAAAGAGAGUCAAUGGAGUCAGGCCUCCUAUCGGUACAUGAAAGCCGCAUUCCUACUACAAUGGCUUGAUGAUCCCGGUAUUAGAACCCCGAAGGCGGACCAGACCACGUUCCCAACCACCGAUUUCAGCCCCUACGAGACUCGAGAGAAAACGAUUGAACACAUUGAUCAGUUGUUGGUUGAAAUACCGAAGCUAAUGCAAAGAUUUGCCGGACGAUCACUGCCGCUGGAAAAGAUUGCCCUGCGAAAAUCGAAACGCUAUUUCUCCCAAAACAAACGACUCACACUGCCUGCUCUGGAACUUGUAUUUAUUUGGAACGGUUUCAAAAUGAUUCAAUUCCAGCAGGAAUCGAUCAUGUCCUUCCUGAUGAUUUGUGAAAAUAAGAUCAAUGAACUGGUUCAGUCAAAAGAAAAAUAUGAGACGUAUUACGACGACUAUUGUCUGGCCCUGUUGCUCAAAGGGGUCUGUCUUCGUUGUCGAGGUCAGCAGUUUCAAGCUUCAAUGUGCUUCCAGGAGAUAUUGCAAAUGAAGAAGAAGCUCAAGUUGGACACGUACUUGUUACCGUUCUGCGAGAUGGAAUUGUGUCAGCUGGCUUUUGAUGAUGGUGAUCUACAACAAGCAUCCAAGCACUUGGAACGUGCCCUGUGA